ACAAAAAAAGGGGGGGAGAGCAAGAAACGGUUCCCGCGAGGGAAACUCGGGUCCGCCAUGGCCAUCCCAUUUUCUCUCUCUUCGUUUCCUUUCUCUAUCUAAAGAGGCUUCGUGUUUCUCUGUCCUCCCUCUCUCUCUCUCUCCUUCUCGUUGUCUUCUGCGACAAUUAGCUCUUCUCUCUCUAGAUGUUUUCUCUCUCAAUUUCAAUCUCUUCCUCUUUCUGUUAUCGUAGUUUUCUUUGAGACAAUGUGUUCUUUCUCUCUCUAAGAGCUAUAGUUUUCGUCUGCAAUACUGUGCUGUUUUCUCUCUUUAGAGCAAUUCUCUCUCAAGACGGUGUUUUCGUCUGCAAUACUGUGCUGUUUUCUCUCUUUAGAGCAAUUCUCUCUCAAGACGGUGUUUGUCUCUCUCUCUCCAACGUUCUCGCUCUAAAGAUGGAGGCGGCCAUGGAUCUUAUGAGGAGAAUGCCUCCCAAACAAUCGCAGACGGCUCUGUCCUCAUUGUUAGCUCUAUUGCCUGAGCAUUCUCAGGAGCUUCUCUCUCGCGUGGACCAGCCAUUAGAGGUUUUAUGCGAUGUUGAAUCUGGAAAGGAGUUUUUACUGUGUGAUUACAAUCGAGAUGGUGAUUCACACAGAUCUCCUUGGUCAAACAAGUACCAUCCACCCUUGGAUGAUGGAUGUCAACCGUCUGCUGAUUUGAGAAAGCUUGAAGUUGAAGCCAAUGAUGUCUUUGCAGUUUAUCGUGACCAGUACUAUGAGGGGGGAAUAUCUUCUGUGUACAUGUGGGAGCCGGAUGAAGGGGAAGGCUUUGCAUCUUGCUUUUUGAUAAAGAAGGAUGGUUCAAAGUCCGGUCAAGGGCGCAGAGGUUACUUGCAAGAAGGUUUAUGGGAUGCCAUUCAUGUUAUUGAGGUGGGAGCUGAAGAUGAGGGGACAGCGCGUUACCGCUUAACUAGUACUGUCAUGCUCUCACUGACUACCAGUGAUACGGAUGCGGGUACCUUCAAUUUGUCUGGUUCGAUUACUCGGCAGAUGAUUUUGGACCUUGCUGUUUCAGAGGGUCAUCUUUGUAACAUGGGGAGGAUGAUAGAAGAAAUGGAGGGCAAGCUAAGGAAUUCACUCGAUCAGGUUUAUUUUGGUAAGACAAAGGAGAUGGUUUUCAGUCUACGACGACCUCCUGACAUGAUGCAACAACAGCAAGACAAUUUACUUGUAAACUACUCUCACUAAAAAAACACAUGCACAGAUUUCUGGUCACAUCAUUCUGCAUAUUUUUACCACUGUAAAGUCAUUUGUAGAUCUGGGUUUUUGUUGUGCUCAGAGUCAUUUGUAGAUCUGGGUUUUUGUUGUGCUUAGAGUCAUUUGUAGAUCUGGGUUUUUGUUGUGCUCAGAGUCAUUUGUAGAUCUGGGUUUUUGUUAUGCUUAGAGUCAUUUGUAGAUCUGGGUUUUUGUUGUGCUCAGGUUGAUAUCUUCAAUCCCUAUUAUCACAUUAAAUCUUUUUUUUUUGGGUCAGCUUAUAGCAUAAGAUUUGUAAUAUCAAAGCCUUCUCAAACUGGACUGGUAAUGUUCAUCUGAAUGGUCUUCUUGCAGCAGACUUUCUAUGAGUUUGUAAGUUUUAGUGUA
This is a messenger RNA of Amborella trichopoda, 1616 nucleotides long. It is a transcript of the gene CPB, whose product is annotated as Subunits of heterodimeric actin filament capping protein Capz superfamily. Lineage: Eukaryota; Viridiplantae; Streptophyta; Magnoliopsida; Amborellales; Amborellaceae. Gene Ontology annotation, molecular function: actin filament binding. The record is from RefSeq and is a predicted model, not a curated record. Gene Ontology annotation, biological process: cell morphogenesis; barbed-end actin filament capping; actin cytoskeleton organization. Gene Ontology annotation, cellular component: F-actin capping protein complex; cytoplasm.